GAGAUGUGGUGGUUUCAGGAAGGGUUGUGUAUCCUGCCCGUGUCUCUGGUAGUAUGGACAGCAGCUACGUUUGUGUUUGCUUACAUCACAGCGGUGGAGCUGCGGCACGUCGACCCCUUCGUCCCCUACAUCAGGUGAAGGUCCUGCAGUUUCUACACUACACCAGAGAUGCUUACGGUGCACACACUUCAUCUUGGGAGUUAUUUUUAAAAAGUGAAAAUGAUCUACCUACAUUACAACAUGCAUAUAUAUAUAUAUAACAUGUUUAUAAAUACACUGAGUAUACUUUAUAUAUAUAGUUUAUAUUUUUGUACUUUGCUUAACUGCAUGAACCCUUAUGACACAAUACAAUUCAGUACAUUAGAGGUCACUACAUUACUCUGAUGAUUAACACUGAAUAGGGACAGUCAGGGUUGUGUAGUCUGUACAGUCAGGGUUGUGUAGUCUGGACAGUCAGGGUUGUGCGGUCUGGACAGUCAGGGUUGUGCGGUCUGGACAGUCAGGGGUUGUGCGGUCUGGACAGUCUGGACAGUCAGGGUUGUGCGGUCUGGACAGUCUGGACAGUCAGGGUUGUGGGGUCUGGACAGUCAGGGUUGUGCGGUCUGGACAGUCUGGACAGUCAGGGUUGUGGGGUCUGGACAGUCAGGGUUGUGGGGUCUGGACAGUCAGGGUUGUGGGGUCUGGACAGUCAGGGUUGUGCGGUCUGGACAGUCUGGACAGUCAGGGUUGUGCGUUCUGGACAGUAGCUUCUGCUUCUGAGCCUCAAGCAGAAUUCCAGAUGAUCAUCAAUCCUGGUGGAACAGUAUUUGGAUUUAAUAAUGUUAAUUUAAGAAAAGGCUGAAUCUCGUAAAUCUCGGUGGUGUUACUGGUGGAGUUUUGCAGUAGCUCACGCACGUGUAGUACCUGAGGAGAGAUCUCACUCUGUGCCGUACUUUGCGCCCCGCACACUCUGCACCCCACACCCACACUUUACACCCUUCACAAUGUCCUGAUGUGUGUAUGUGUAUCUGUGUGAGAUGCAGUGACACAGGAACAGUUCCCCCUGAGAGGUGUGUGUUUGGGAUCAUGCUCAGUGUCUCAGCAUUUUUGGGCAUUGCCACUAUGUAUGUGCGUUAUAAGCAGGUGGAAGCUCUCACUGCUCAGGGAGAAAAGAAGCUGCUGAAGCUAAACACUCUGGGAUUUGUGCUCGGAUGCAUCAGUUCCUUUGGCAUGUGUGUGGUGGCAAACUUCCAGAAGACAACGUUGUUCUCGAUGCACCUGGUGGGAGCCGUGCUGACGUUCGGUGUGGGAGCACUCUAUAUCCUCACACACACACUCGUCUCGUACCGCAUGCAGCCGCACAUACACACCAAACCAGUCUUCUGGGUUCGACUCAUCCUCAGCUUGUGGACCUUCAGCAGCAUCAUCAGCAUGUUUGUAUCCUCAGUGAUUCUGUACAGCAGCUUGCCAGGAAUAGAGGUGCACAAAAAACUUCACUGGAACCCUGGAGAACCUGGUUAUGCAGCUCACACAGUGAGCACAGUCUCUGAAUGGUCUCUGGCUUUUUCCUUUAUUAGCUUCUUCCUCACCUACAUCAGAGACUUUCAGAAGAUAAACCUGAGAGCGGAGGCGGACCUUCAGAGCAGUAAUUUGCAUGACCCCUCCCAUUUUGGAUCCACAUGGACCUCUGGAGAGACUUCCCCCUUACUGGCUGGAUCCAUUUAACACACACACACACACACACACAUUUUUAUAAAUCUAAUGUGUCCAGCAGGAGCUUUGUGAGGAGCAGCAGAUGGAGAUGUGCUUCUCCUGGCAUGGUUCUGUUUCUCCUGUUUCUCCCCUGGUGGUCCUGCCCCUCUUACAAACACACUGAUUUAAUUACAACUGCUCCCGUACACUUCCCCUUCACGCCACUAUACUCUGUGUGUGUGUGUGUGUGUGUGUGCGUGUGCGUGUGUGAGAUACACGCAGAAAUGUUCUCUAUAUGUUAGCUGUACGCUCCUUAGCCAUAUUAGCAUUCGUUAUCAUGUAUGAAGGAAGUGAACGAUUCUUCGCCUCCUGGUCGUGUAUCAGAGCUGGAGAUCUCUAAACCACAACAUCCUGUACAUCUCCUGUGUCAUCUGAUCACCACCCACACACACUCUUACUUUAUAUCACUUUAUUUUUAAUGAACACACAGUGCAGGAAAUUUGCAGCUGUAUC
This is a messenger RNA of Silurus meridionalis, 2184 nucleotides long. It is a transcript of the gene dram2b, whose product is annotated as DNA-damage regulated autophagy modulator 2b. Gene Ontology annotation, cellular component: lysosome. Gene Ontology annotation, biological process: photoreceptor cell maintenance; regulation of autophagy. The transcript is spliced from 7 exons. Lineage: Eukaryota; Metazoa; Chordata; Actinopteri; Siluriformes; Siluridae. The record is from RefSeq and is a predicted model, not a curated record. The coding region runs from base 1000 to 1704 and encodes 234 amino acids.